Cylicocyclus nassatus is the source of this 723-nucleotide messenger RNA. The record is from the annotation of a GenBank genome assembly. NCBI's taxonomy places the organism in Eukaryota, Metazoa, Nematoda, Chromadorea, Rhabditida, Strongylidae.
AUGGACGAGUUUUUUAACAGACAAACGAAGCGGAAGAAAACCACAGCAGAUGAUAUUGCAGCGACAGUAACAUCGAGUCUCGCCUCCUAUACCAUAGCUAAACAAGGGCUACCGUUUUCCACGCUCCCACUGCUUAUUACGGCAAUGACAUCUGGUUCUAUCGGCGUCAGCGCACAUCAUGAUCCCACUACGGUGCGUCGAAUGGUAACGACUUUUGCGACGCAUAUGAAAUGGUUCCUCAUCUUCUCGUGGAGUAAGUGGAUAGUAUUCUCACUUCGAACUGUGUCACCGCAGCAUCGUCCUAUCACACUGCAUCUCUUCCUUGCUGAGGUUGAAAGCGAAUCUGCAGAACAUAUCGUUGAAGCUCUCUUCAGACAUUUCGACAGUAUGGAAUCUUGGCGGGAUGCUCCAGGUUUACUACAAACAGUGCGACAGUACGCACUGAAGAACAUGAUAGCUUUAUCAACUGACGGAGCAGCAGUUAUGCAAGGGCAUGUUGGUGGUGUCUACGCAUUGCUGAAGGAUCGCCUGACAGAAGAAACCGCUGGAGAUUUUCGUCCGCGUAGUAGUCUCCUUCUUUCAGUGUGCAUGGCGCAUAAGCUCAAUCUAGUUUUUGCCUCCCAAAACGGUGAACUAUUCAAGCUAGUUCAGACAGUCAUUAUGGAAUUUAUCAUCUCCUUGGUUCUACAGUGCGAACGACUGGACGAGCUGCUUACCAUAUGA